Fonsecaea multimorphosa CBS 102226 is the source of this 402-nucleotide messenger RNA. RefSeq lists its product as uncharacterized. NCBI's taxonomy places the organism in Eukaryota, Fungi, Ascomycota, Eurotiomycetes, Chaetothyriales, Herpotrichiellaceae. The record is from RefSeq and is a predicted model, not a curated record. The transcript has a single exon. The coding region runs from base 1 to 402 and encodes 133 amino acids.
AUGGGCUCCAUCUCCGUCACGCCUGAACCCACCAUCAUCGACAAUACCACCGCCAACGCCAAUCCAGUACCCAUAUUCCACGUCGUCCACUUCCGCUUCUACACGCACAUCCCGCCGUCCACGCGCGCCGACAUCUCGCACCAGUUCCUAUCACUGCAGUCGCGCUGCCUGUCGCCGCGCACGCGCAAGCCCUACAUCCGCUCCUUCACGGGCGGCCGCGACGUCAGCGUCGAGGACUUGCACAAGGGCUUCCACGCCGUCUUUGUCCUCGAGUUCGCUGACCAGAAAGACCGUGACUGGUACGUCCGCGAAGACCCGGUGCAUCACGCGUUCGGGGUCGAUGUGUUGACGGGCGUGGUGGAGGAGGUCAUGGUGGUGGAUUUUCAGAGAGGGCAGUUUUGA